Molecule: messenger RNA, 840 nt
Organism: Aspergillus eucalypticola CBS 122712
Lineage: Eukaryota; Fungi; Ascomycota; Eurotiomycetes; Eurotiales; Aspergillaceae
Exons: 5
Coding region: 342-785 (147 amino acids)
Source: RefSeq, a predicted model, not a curated record
CCGUUACCCACAUCCUUCAUAUUAAGCAUACACAAUACUAUUGGGAAUCCAAACAUCAGACAUCGAGCCUCACCGAUCGUACGAAAUCUACGGUAAAACCCACUACACCGCGGCAAAUCAUCCCUUAAUCUACCACCCGCAGUAACACUUCUAGACCGGGAGAUGAGCUCCACCCCCUGUUUGAGAUGAAGUGAUGGACGUAUAAUGCGGUUGUUAUAUAGGUUGAUGUGCGUGAAUAUAUAAGGACGGCAUCGACGGUCACUACUUACCAACAAAACCAGCCAAGAAACUUCAAAACUAUCCAAGCAACUUGAAAGAAGAAAAAGCAUAGAAUAAAAAACAUGCAGACCAAAUCCCUCCUCACUGUCCUCCUCAGCGCCGCUUUGGCUGCUGCUACCGUUGACCCCGCCACCUCUAACACUAAGGGCAAAUGUCCGGGUACUUAUAACUGCUCUGCCGCCAAAACCUCCACCGCCAUCCAGGCAGCUGAGUGCUCCCACAACACUCGUACUUCCGAAACCCAAACAUUCGCCGUCUUCGUCACCGACCACGAGUACGACUCCUCCUACGGCGCUCCCUAUGGUACCUGCAGCGCGUACACUUGCACCGCGCCGACGGAUAGCGAGAUGACGGAUGAUGAUGAAGAUUGCUGGACUUUCUUCUGGAACGACAACGGCGAGUCCUCCGGUGUUGGAACCGGAUGCAUUCGCAGCCCUGAGGAUGGAACUUGUGGAUGUGAGGACUCUGAUGGAACUUUUGUCUAUGGGGGAACGGAUUGCUCUUAGUUUCCCAUUUUGGGAGUAUCUUAUCGAGACGGUGUUGAGUAGAGGGGCUGCUACU